AUGACAAACCUCAAUCAAUGCGUUGCUCGAACCGUGAACACCGGAUUGUUCUACGUGUUUUUGUGCUCUUCCGGGGAUGAUUGCAAUAGUAAUUGCGUUACGACACCUACCACAACGCCAAUUCCUCUUCCUGGAUCAGUUUCUUGCUAUAAUUGUAUCACAUACGAUGGUAGUGACUGUCAAACAAACGUUUGCCAGGGGAAUUUUUGUGUCUACGAGAGAAAAAUUUCCAACAAUCAGCUGACAAUGAAGAAAAGUUGCACGAACACUCCUCUUCUUCUUCUCGACGACGGAACUGUUGUUGACGUAGUUGAUGUGUGCGAAAUCAGGAAUACGGUAACAUCACGAAACUAUGUGAAAAUAUGUAACGACGCGAAUUUCUGCAAUAAUUACUGCAAUGUGGAUGUUACAAUCGAACCACCACAACGACAACCGUCAAUUACUUGUUACGAUUGUGAAUCUUUCGGUGGUGAUUGUUUUACAGGACAAUGUACCGCCCAGUACUGUAUCUACCAACGUCAACGUCGUCAAUCGACUGGUACAAGCUAUGUGAAAAAGUCAUGCACUAAUGUUCCACUUGUUGAAUAUCCGGAUAAUACUGCGUCGACCACGAUAAAUUCAUGUGAAGCACGAACAAUCGACGGUAUUCAAUAUCAAGUCAGGGUAUGCAAUUCCGGGAACAAUUGCAAUGAUGAAUGUCCAAUUCAAGAUGAACAACUAGUCACAUGCUAUCAAUGUGAAGCAACGAAUCAAGCCGAUUGUACUACUGGAUCAUGUCAAGGAAAAUAUUGUUUGUUCAGUGCAGCCCUUGUCCUUUAA
Necator americanus (New World hookworm) is the source of this 819-nucleotide messenger RNA. RefSeq lists its product as uncharacterized. NCBI's taxonomy places the organism in Eukaryota, Metazoa, Nematoda, Chromadorea, Rhabditida, Ancylostomatidae. The transcript is spliced from 10 exons. The coding region runs from base 1 to 819 and encodes 272 amino acids. The record is from RefSeq and is a predicted model, not a curated record.